UACAUAUUUUUACGGGCUCAGUCGAACCCAAAUGGUUAAUGGGGAUCAAUUGGGUUGGAUUUGAUUUGGGUCCGACCCGAAUUCUGUUGCUAAUACUUGACCCUUAUUUCGAUCAUCCAGUUCGUCAUUCUUCAGAGACCCAUUUCAUCCGUACGAGAAAGCAAGUUCUCCGACAAGUAGCGGGGUAGUGUAUUGUUCAAUCAAAAUAGUGUUCUGUUGUGAAAAUCGGCAUAUUCCCAGGCGAUUAUAUCGAGACAACUAGAGUAAUUAAGCUGUUAGCUUAUCUACCAUUAAUCUUCUGGGUUGAAGGUGGUGAGCGGAUAAUUCAUGGCGAUGGGUUCUUCUAUUGCUGCACUAAAGUUCCAGGCUUGUGGGAUCUUUGGAACUGGUCUUAAUAGCUCAAAUAUUCUUCCCCUGCACUCUGCAAACAUGGUUAGGAUGCCGUUGGUGAUUGAAGCAAGAGCACCUAUGCGGACGGAGAGUGAUAAAAUUCGGAAUAGAAGAUCGAGCAAGAAGUUUAACGGGACAGCUACAAAACCAAGGCUUUCAGUGUUCUGUUCGGAUAAGCAACUAUACGCAAUGUUGGUCGACGACCAGAAGAAGAAGUGUUUGUUCUACGGAAGCACUCUGCAAAAAUCAACUCGUAAGGAUCUUUCUUGCACUACAGCCGAGGCAGCGCAACGAGUUGGAGAAGAGCUUAUCAAGGCUUGUGUAGAUCUCAACAUAAAUGAAAUAUCUUUCUACGAUCGAAACGGGUUGGCUAGAGGAGAGAGAAUGCAAGCCUUUGAAAUUGCCAUUGCUCGCCAUGGUUUCUUGCCCCGAUAGAUCUUACUAAUGGUGUAUAUUGCUAUUUUUUCUCUCUCUAAAAUUCCCCAUCCCUAAAACCCGAAACUCAAUCUUUCAAUUGUCUUCAAACUUCGAUGAGUUCAAAUAAAAUUGGAUCGGAUAAGUUAUUGCAGAUCAUAUAAUCUCGCCUAGAAUUUUCUUUUUUAU
Molecule: messenger RNA, 993 nt
Organism: Erythranthe guttata (spotted monkey flower)
Lineage: Eukaryota; Viridiplantae; Streptophyta; Magnoliopsida; Lamiales; Phrymaceae
Product: Ribosomal L18p/L5e family protein
Biological process (GO): translation
Cellular component (GO): ribosome
Molecular function (GO): structural constituent of ribosome; 5S rRNA binding
Source: RefSeq, a predicted model, not a curated record